UGCUAUUUUUGUUUAUCAACAACCUUCCUCUAACCAUACUAUUGUUUUUUCUAUACUGUUUCAUCCAUAAAGGAUUUUAAUAUAUUAUAAGCAGCUAAAUAUUCAAUGGUACACAAUUUUCAAAUAUGAACGCCUUCUGUGUAGCAUGCCGGACGCGUGGUUCCGGUAUGGUGGCAAUAUACCAGCAUCCAAACGGAUUGGACCAGAUGUUCACUUCUGUCACGGGAAUCGAGGUUGAAAACGAGGAUCUACUAUGCAUUCCGUGCUACGAUGAACUAAAAGCUGCCCAUUUAUUCAAGCAAAAGUGCAUUCAGAACAACAUCCUUCGGAUAAGCCGACCUUCACCAUCCAGAAAUGGCGAUAGCAACCGGAACCACUCCGAAGAGCUGACGGUUGAACUCGAAGUGCCAGUACACAAACCACCGAUGCAAACCGAACAGCAAACUUCAAACGUUGAAAUCUCUACCACAUGCACUGGCGAAGUUGACCUUUUGGAAGAACAUUUGAUCAUCGGAACGGAUGUGUCGAAUGAAACCGAUUCAGAGCUGGAAGGGAAUAGCGAUGUCGAAGAAAUCAAAAUAGAACUUACUGAGUUACAGGAAGUGGGACAAAUUAACAUAUCUGUUCCGAUGCUAGACAGCCAACAACGGACUAGUGUAAUGCCAGAUCAAAGCGUAGACGAUGUCGAAGGUAAAAUGGUGAAACAAUUUGAAGUUGAACCGAUCCGAUGUGACGAUUGUAGUAAGUCUUUCUCCAAGACUACUACGCUACAAAAGCACAUCAGAACCUGCCAUCCGGCGGUCGAAUCGACUGAUGAUAGCGAACAACUAGGUUCCGGAGCAUUGGCCACUCUGCCGACAGUCCAUAAUCUGAUGUGCUGGUACUGCUUUCAAGAGUUCACCGGGCUGAAUGAGAAAUAUGAGCACGAGGCUUCCCAUAUAUCGGAGCCGAAACCGUACAAGUGCCCCCAGUGUGAGAGUACAUUCAAGGAUAAAGUUGGUCUUCGAAGUCACAUUCGAAUUCACUCAGCAGUGAAACGGUACAAAUGCCAAUAUUGCGAAAUGCGAUUCCACCAGCGGGGGAAUUUAACCGCCCACGAGAGGACCCACGUUGGAGUUAAACCGUUCGUGUGCCCGCAGUGUGGCAAAGGUUUUGCCGAGAGUGGCAAUCUAAAGAACCACAUUCGCUUCCACACGGGCGAACGACCCUACGCAUGUUCAGAGUGUCCGAAGCGCUUCCGGACACAUUACUCGAGAACCGUUCAUUUCCGAUCGCACAAUAACGAUCGUCCGUUUCGGUGUCCUGAAUGCGAAAAAGCAUUCUACUCUUCGGGCAAAUUGAUUAUUCACCGGAGAGUGCACAGCGGCGAGAAGCCGUAUCAGUGUAACGCCUGUCCGGCCAAGUUCGCCGACAGCAGCGGACUGCGGCGGCACUCUAAGACGCAUUGAAAAAAAGAAAUAGUUGUCAUUGACAUAAUACUUUCAUAUCCUUUUUUUUAAAGAUUUUUGAGAAAAUCACGAAUUAGGAUUGCCAACCCUCCGAGUUUUUGAACCGGAGACUUUUUUGGGGGCGAUUUCCGGGUUUUACAUCAAUUACCCCGAGUCUGGAUAAUUUUAAUCCCUUUGUACUUUUUCUGUAAGUAAUGUUUUGACCACCUCUUCGUGUAAGGCGUUACCUAGUCGUACAAUUUUGAAAGAAUCGAUUUUUUUAUUUGUUUAAAAUUCAGUUGACUGUUUUGAAAAAAUACCAAAAAAUGGAAGACGAUAAUAAUUACAUGUUCAAAUUUUCAAUUCUGUUGCAACGUCUUUUAUGUGUACCCCGAGCGUACUGAAAACGUUAACCGCGUUUUUGUGAAACCACAUUUUUUGGCCUGACCGGAAACGUAACUCGAACGAAUCAUUCUAAAAUUUUCACAGUAUAUUCAAAAUAGAUUUCUCCAGCGAGGUAUAAAGGACCUUAUUAUUAAUUGUUCAUUUUUAAUAAACGAGAGUUCUGUUAUAAGGAAUCGAAGAUUCCAAAGGGAUGAUGUCAGAGUAAAAGGUUUCGCGUGUCACAUCCUAAUGUCAGUACCUGCCCCAGCUCAGCCUCUCGCCGCCCCUCUGUAAGCGGCCUUACACUUCUUAUUAUUUUUAAUCACAAACAACGACAAUGAACGCGGUUCAUUUACGCCACGACCGGCAUCAACGGUUUCGUGUCCUAUCUCUUUGAAUGUAUAGAGAAGAGUGUACAAAGCGAGCAGCCGGAGUACAGCAGCAAAACAAAAAUGUAUUUUACUACUGUACGGAAAAGUGCACUCAGAUUGGCUACCGUUCUGGGAGGAGCAGAAGCAGUAGUGAUGCGUCGCUGUUGCAGGCUGUAGGGAUUGUGCAAAUGUAAAUGUACCGGAAAAUAUGUAGUACCGGUACCGUUCGCAUCCCUGGCUGCUAUGUGGUACAUAUAUUGACAUCAUUUGACGAAAGGUAUUCUAGUAGGUACUCACCUCUAUGUGAUGUGCAUUGGCACCACAUCCAAUGAUAAAGGGCUUGUUGAGGUUUCUGCAGUACUUUACGAGGGCAUCGGUUUCAGAUGGUGGUGCUGUAUCCGCAUCGCCAGGGAUGCGAUCACAAUCUCCUGCUUGCUCCUAGCCCUCGUUGC
Messenger RNA from Topomyia yanbarensis, 2634 nucleotides. Its product is annotated as zinc finger protein 771-like. The transcript has 3 exons. Gene Ontology annotation, cellular component: nucleus. The coding region runs from base 126 to 1448 and encodes 440 amino acids. The record is from RefSeq and is a predicted model, not a curated record. Gene Ontology annotation, molecular function: RNA polymerase II cis-regulatory region sequence-specific DNA binding; DNA-binding transcription factor activity, RNA polymerase II-specific; zinc ion binding. NCBI's taxonomy places the organism in Eukaryota, Metazoa, Arthropoda, Insecta, Diptera, Culicidae. Gene Ontology annotation, biological process: regulation of transcription by RNA polymerase II.